Messenger RNA from Rubroshorea leprosula, 3404 nucleotides. Lineage: Eukaryota; Viridiplantae; Streptophyta; Magnoliopsida; Malvales; Dipterocarpaceae. The record is from the annotation of a GenBank genome assembly.
ACAAAACGGAGCGGCUCUUGUUUUCUGCAUUUGCUAAACUUCUCAGUUCAGUAGGGUUUUCCUUCUUUCUGGAUCACGCCGAAAGCAACAAACAGCUUCUUUGCGGCUUCAUCUGGUUUCGUUGGGAGGAGAGUUCCGACGAUGGAUACGUACGCUCUGCAUCUGGCGAUGGCGGCUCUCGUAGGUGCUUCCUUUGUGGCCGUGUCGGCCUAUUAUAUGCACAGGAAAACCCUAAAUCAGCUGCUGGAAUUUGCCAAGACAGUGGAGAGGGAGAGGGAGAGGGAGAGGGAGUGGGAGGAGAAUUUCGAGGGCGAGUCGCCGCAGCACUCCAAGCGACGCCGUGGUCACCACGCUCGCCGGAAGGGGAACGGCUAUAAUCGGCGAUACUCGGCUUCUCUGCCGGAUGUUACUUCGAUUUCCGGUGGAGCUGACGGAGAGGAGAAGCGCAAUGGUCCGGUUCAUGUGGACGGGAUUCCGGCCGGGUUGCCAAGGCUUCAUACCCUGCGUGAAGGAAAGUCUGGCGGGCAUGGUUCAACUAAGAGAGUUGGAAGCCUUAUCCACCCAACCUCUCCCAAGUCGCCUGUUGCUAGUGCUAGCGCCUUUGAGAGCAGAGAAGAAUCAGAUGAGGAAGAUAAUAUAACAGACAAUUCUAAGCUAGAUAGUUCAUAUCUGCAUGUUAAUGGAAAUGCUGGUCCAAAUUUGCCAGACAACAUUAAUGCCAAUGGAGAACAGUUACCUGUAGCUGCUUCAAACAUGAUUCGAUCCCAUAGUAUAUCUGGUGACCUGCAUGGUGUUCAGCCUGAUCCUAUUGCAGCUGAUAUCCUAAGGAAAGAGCCUGAGCAGGAAAUAUUCGCACGGCUACAAAUUACUCCUACUGAGGUGCCUUCACCAGAUGAAGUUGAGGCCUAUGCGCUUUUGCAAGAAUGUCUUGAGAUGCGAAAAAGAUAUGUAUUCAGAGAGGCAGUUGCUCCAUGGGAAAAAGAAGUUAUUUCAGACCCCAGUACACCAAGGCCUAAUCCUGCACCAUUUUUUUAUGCUCCUGAGGGAAAAUCUGAUCAUUAUUUUGAGAUGAAAGAUGGUGUUAUUCAUGUCUAUCCAAGCAAAGAAUCAAAAGAAGAGCUUUUUCCUGUUGCUGAUGCAACAACCUUUUUCACUGAUUUGCAUCAUAUACUUCGGAUUAUUGCAUUAGGGAAUAUGAGAACUUUGUGUCAUCAUCGGCUAAAUCUUCUUGAACAAAAAUUCAAUCUCCAUUUGAUGCUCAAUUCGGAUAGAGAAUUUCUUGCUCAGAAAAGUGCACCGCAUCGAGACUUCUAUAAUGUCAGGAAAGUUGAUACUCAUGUUCAUCACUCUGCAUGUAUGAACCAGAAACAUCUUUUAAGGUUUAUAAAGUCAAAGUUGGGAAAGGAGCCUGAUGAGGUUGUUAUAUUUCGAGAUGGAACUUAUUUGACACUCAAAGAAGUUUUUGAGAGCUUGGAUUUGACUGGGAAUGACUUGAAUGUUGACCUUCUGGAUGUUCAUGCAGACAAGAGCACCUUUCAUCGCUUUGAUAAGUUCAAUCUCAAGUAUAACCCUUGUGGUCAAAGUAGGCUAAGGGAGAUUUUCCUAAAGCAGGACAAUCUUAUCCAAGGUCGUUUUCUUGCUGAACUCACAAAGCAAGUUUUUAAUGAUCUUGCUGGCAGUAAAUAUCAGAUGGCUGAAUACAGAUUAUCAAUGUACGGUAGGAAGCAAAGUGAGUGGGACCAACUAGCUUCUUGGAUAGUGAAUAAUGAAUUGUACAGCGAGAAUGUUGUUUGGUUAAUUCAGAUACCUCGACUGUAUAAUGUAUACAAGGAAAUGGGGAUUGUGACAUCCUUCCAGAACAUGCUUGACAAUAUCUUUAUUCCUCUGUUUGAGGUUACCGUGGAUCCAGAUUCACAUCCUCAUUUGCAUGUUUUUCUGAAGCAGGUUGUUGGAUUGGAUUUGGUGGAUGAUGAAAGCAAGCCUGAAAGACGCCCAACAAAACACAUGCCCACACCGGCACAAUGGACCAAUGUGUUUAACCCUGCAUAUUCAUAUUAUGUCUAUUACUGCUAUGCUAACCUCUACAUAUUGAACAAGCUUCGUGAGUUGAAGGGCAUGACAACCAUCAAAUUUCGGCCGCACUCUGGAGAGGCUGGCGACAUUGAUCACCUUGCAGCAACAUUUCUAACAGCUCAUAAUAUUGCACAUGGAAUUAAUUUGAAAAAAUCUCCUGUACUCCAAUAUUUGUAUUACUUGGCACAGAUUGGUCUGGCUAUGUCUCCUUUGAGCAACAAUUCCUUAUUUUUGGACUAUCAUCGGAACCCAUUUCCAGUGUUUUUCCUGCGUGGACUUAAUGUUUCUCUUUCUACGGAUGAUCCCCUUCAAAUCCACUUAACGAAAGAACCUCUGGUGGAAGAAUAUAGCAUAGCUGCCUCUGUCUGGAAGUUGAGUGCAUGUGAUCUAUGUGAGAUUGCCCGCAAUUCAGUCUACCAGUCAGGCUUCUCACAUGCUUUAAAGUCUCACUGGAUUGGGAAAGAGUACUACAAGAGAGGACCUGAUGGAAAUGACAUACACAAAACAAAUGUGCCUCAUAUCCGGCUGGAAUUCCGCGACACGGUAUGGGGUUGUCUACAAACCGUGGUGACUAUUAAGGACCCAACUGUUACCAUUUUGCAGAUCUGGCGAGAAGAAAUGCAGCAGGUUUAUCGGGGAGAGCCUAUUAUUCCCAAAGAAGUGGACAAGUAAAUGUAUAAGCACCUACCUGCCCCAGUCUUGAUAAUCAUGCAUACAUUUUAGGGGGUACCCAUCAGGUUCCCUUGAUUUCUUUUUUUCUCAAUUUUCAGGAGGUUUCUUAUUGAAAGAAACUUGAUUGGAUCUGCUGGGUUUCUCUUUUUGAUUGCAAAGGUUAGGAACCUACCCUCCAUGCAUCGUGCAAGAAAAUUAUGAAAACCAAGAAUCCAUUACAUUUAUAAUUGAAGGAUCCUGCGGCUGAUAAAUUUAGUGAUUGUUGGAGAGAUGCAGUCGGAGAGCACCCGGAUUGAGCUUGAUUAUCAAAAUACAAGCCUAUAGCAAUGAUGUACCGAUCUACUUGUUGGACAAACAAACAGUAUGAAGUAAUAAUCAAUGUGAUAUCCAUUGUAUUAGUUCGAGCACUAGGUUAGGAACAUUUAUUUAUCACAUACUGUUCCGGUUGAUAUUAUAAGAUAUAUUAUACUUGUGGCAAGAUGGCGGAGACGCUCCCUUGCUUUAUAAAAUUUUGCCCCGAUUAUACAGAUGUUGGUCUUGAGAACAUUACAAUCGCAUUUUGAAAUUCUCUAGUUUACUUUUUCUUUAAUGCUUUAUGUUAUAUUUGGUAUGGUUGUGUUAGAUUUUAAUUUUGGUCUUUAUAAAUUUUAUAGCUUUAA